UUCAGCCGACGCUCGGCUGUCUGCUUGGGCAGAAGUCUGAGACUCAAGGGGACGGGGACGGCGGCGGCGGCGGAAUGGCCUCUCACCCUCCUCCUCCUCCUCUUCCUCCUCCUCCUCCUCUUCCUCCUCCUCCUCUUCUUCCUCUUCCUCGAUGUCUUCGUCGUCCGCGAUCUCCGUCAGCGAGGUCCCAGUACUGUCCAUUUUUCCGACGGAAGGGGGGAGGGGAAGUGGAGGAGGAGGGGAACUAUCCCGGUGCUAUGACAACGCGUCCUUCCUGGAGCGGUCUCCAUGGAGACCAGUACUUCCGGGAAGUGGCGCCGUUUUUCCUUUCCUUGUUUCGCUGUCUGUCAUCGGAAAACGCUCUGUCGCAGCCUGACGAAGAACGUUCUCGUUUGCGGCCGGAUUUAGGCGGGAACUCCAUAGGGUGGAGGCCUGACAAGCGGCUGCUAUCGGAGGAAGGAGAGCCGUUCGGCUUUUCCCGGCUGCUUCCGGAUCGGUUCGCCACUUCCCGGUUGACUUCGGGGGCUUUGUUGUCUUGCUUUCCGAUGUCGGACGAGCCGGCCGCCCCGGAGGGCAUCCUGUUCGAAUCCUCCGCGCCCGGGGGCUGGGGAAGCGGAGGCAGCGGUGACCAUUGCUGUCCCAGCGGGCCCGAAGACCACAAGAAGCGUGCCGCGGCGUCGCCGCUCCCUGCUCCUUCGGAAAAUGAAGAUUCAGCUCAAAAAUCAGAUUCUACAUCCCAAGGAGCUGUUGUUUCAGAAAAGGAUGCAUUACCAUGCAGGCUGCAGAAUGGAUCACCUGUAAAUUCAGAUGCUACAAAGGAUUCUGCAAGUGCUGAUGGUAGUCCAGAGGAGCAAGAUGUAGCAGGAAAGGAGGAGAUCCUCACUGAUCAGUUCCAGCACCAAAAGGAGGAAGCUGUACUGACAAAGUACUCUGCGCCACAAGGACCAGGUGAUGUAAUCAUGAUACAGUCUGAAUAUACAGGUGCAGUAGAUAUCCUCUCUGCAGAGCUAGAAACUACAGAUCUCCUAAGCGAACAGAAGAAAGUUCGGCCACCUCCUCUGAUUCCCCCUACUACUUGGACAAAUUCUAAGAUAAGGGAGUUUAAAACAAGGAUGGCAAAGGAGAAGAAUGCCCGAAUGCUAGUGAAGCGGGGCGAGGUGUUAACAGUCCGGGUGCCCACCCACCCUGAUGGGAAGCGCGUCUGCUGGGAAUUUGCUACGGAAGAUUAUGACAUUGGGUUUGGAGUCUAUUUUGAUUGGACUCCUAUUACUAGUACUGCCAUUACUGUUCAGGUCAGUGAAUCAAGUGAUGAAGAAGAUGAAGAAGAAGAAUUUGAAGGACCUAUUCCUGUUGGCGAUGUGGAAAAAGGCUCCAAAAGCUAUUUGCGAAACCGUUAUGGGGAGAUCAUGCCAGUCUACCGAAGGGACAGCCACCAGGAAGUGCAAGUAGGAAGCCAUGAUUAUCCAGGCGAGGGCAUCUACUUGCUCAAAUUUGACAAUUCUUACUCUCUUCUACGCAACAAGAUUCUCUUUUUCCAUGUUUAUUAUACCAGUUAAAGAAGUAAAUCGUUUUGUUGCCAAGACUAGCAUAUAUACCUUGCGAUGGCCAAAUUUUGUACUCUGUGCUUAUAUACAAAUAUACGUUUCCUACUUUGCCCCACUCUCCAAGUGGAGCAAGUGAUCAUUAGGAAUUCCACUUUGUUUUAUGCAGACACAAAGCUGGGAUUUUAAUUACAGCAAGCAAGUCACUGGACAUGAGAUUUCAAUGUCUGUUUUUCUUUUGAUUGCACUUACAUGAACUGAAGUUAAAAUAUGCCUUUUCUUUGGAGGUAAAUAUAUUAUCUCCUUCUACCCUUCUGGCUGCAGUACUCACUGGAAUCAGCUGCCAAAGCAGCCUACGGAACUCUGUCCACAACUGCACUGUGACUGUGAUAUGGUGCGCUGCCAUUUGCUUUAGAGCGGAGAUCUUGUGAAAUGGUACGUAGGUUGGCUACUCAGGCCACUGGCAGGCUGUCUCCUCUCAUCUGGCUCCCAUAAAUGGCGACCUCCUCAGUUGUUUGUAUAUAUUUUACAGCUUGGCUGGAUGGAGCCCAAACUGCAUCAUUCUCUUUCAAUAAGAGAACAACAUAAACUAUAAAAGAAAAAAGCAUACCCCCCAAAAUUCUGCUUUUGAUGAAUUAUUCAGGAAGCAGACAUCAACAAAGGCUUUCCCAGUCCCUUCAUUCCUAGUUUUUGGGGCAUAAUGUACUGUUCUGUUGGUGACUUUUUUGCAUGAAUUCAUUAAAGUGUAGUAAAAAUUGCUGAAAUUCCAAAUGUCUUUUAAAUAGAUGUUCAUGGAGCAUAAUUUAAAACUAAACCAACCAAACCAGGAAAUGUUUAUUUCAGUGGGCAGAAAAUAUCAGUUUCACUCAGCUAGAUACUAAAAUGGAAGCAGUUUGUGCAUAUUUGCCAUGCUGCUUCUGGACACCCAGGAGCAAACAUUUCCAGAAGCAAGAAGACUUUACAUAAGCACCCAAUAGUUACUAUACCCAUAGUUAGACAGACACAAGAUAAUACCAGUGACAGAAAGCAAUACUGAGCUAUAUGUUAGUCCUUUUGCUCUAUUGGAAGUAUUAACUUCGUAGCUUCAGCAAUGGUUUUGUAAUUUAUAUGGAAGAGCACAGUAUGGGGCCUGCAAAAGGCCUGAUACAUUUCUAACCUUAUAUGACCUCCCUCAUACAAAAUGAAGAGUCUUUAAACAGUCAGGAAGCAUUUCUUAUCUUGUACAUCUUUGUAAUUUAUUCAGACUUCAGAAGCACUGCCAAUAUUUAAUAUAGCAUAAGCAGCAGAGCUAGCUAUUGCAGUUACCUACCAGUUGGCAAUUGUAUUACUAUCUUUCACAGCUCAGGUUUUAUAGAAUGUGUAUGUACAGCUCAUGUUGUCUCUGUAGCAGACGACUUGUAAAUGUAUUUAAGAUUUCAGAGGCAGAUUUGAGCAGGCCCUUUUAAAGUCACUACUUCUUGUGAUGUUUGUCUAGUAUGCUUGACUCUGCAUGAUUACACCAAAUAUUUGUUGUAUGUAGUAGAUCUGGGGAGAAUGUUCCUAAGAGGUUUCCUUGUUGAAGUUUGGUGAUUUUGUAUUUCUGCCAUAUUUUUUAGUGAGAAACAUAGAGAAGAUAAAAUUGGCUCUUACCUCAGGCUUAAAAAAAAUCAGAAAAUAAAAAUUCAUUCUUUCUAAAUUUGAAAUGGGAGACUGAGUAAACAUGUACUGCUAACUUUAAAGAGGAAGCCAAGUAUGGCUACUCCUUCCCAUUUUGUAUUUAUUUAAGAUGAGAUUGGAGAAACAAUUACAGCAUAAAAAGUACAGUAACUGCAAGGAACAGAGUUUGGUGGAAGAAGGGGAAUCACAAUUCAAAUGGAUUUUCUGGUUUUUAAGCUGCUGAUUUUUGAAGAUAGUCUUGAAGGAACCACAGAAGAGGAGCUGCUGUAUUGUUGGUUGUAAAGCCCAUGGGCAGCAUUUAAUGUUUCUUCCUCCCCCCACCCCAACUGUUUGUAUACCCUUAUUAUUGUUGAAAUCAUUUCUAGUUGAAGCUUAUCUCUAGAUGUCCCACGCUGUACAGAAAAUAGAGCUCCCUAUGUUUGUGCCCGUUUUCAACCCAAAGAUUUUGCUUUGUUUAGAGUUCAGAAAAUGAAACGGAUUUGUUUGCUUUAGCUAAGGUUUUACUUGAAGAAAUAAAAAAAAGAAAAGAUAUAUAUUUCAAAUGUGCAAGUUUAUGUUGACUUUAAUUACAGAGCUCUAUUUUUAACUCUUGAGUAAUAUAAGUAUCUUUCAAGCAAAGCAACUGCAUUUGUUCUUAAGUCCCACAAUAUCUUCUAGAGGUUUGUUUAACAUGAAUUGUUGCUGAAAUUACAGUAUACAUUCUGCCUGCAAAUCUAGAAAAUAUAAUGAACUUAAUUUUAGAAAAGAGAAUAGGGUUGAAAUGUGGAGCAAGUUAAAAUUUGCAGUAGGUAUCAGCUGAGCAAAAGCUUUCUUGCCUUUCUUACCAUUCUCUGUUUAGUGACAGCAGUUUUCAGAUUUGUUCUUACUGAACUAAUCAGUUUAAAAUUGACUGUCUUCAUAGGUACACUUUGCUCAUUUGACUAAGGAGAUUAAUUUCUGAAAUAAUGCUGAAGUUUAGUUUAAAAAGGGUUAAGGUUCUGGAUGUUCUGUUCUCUUUAUAGAGCUCACCUUGGAUUUUAUACUCAUUUGAUGAAUUAGUGUAUAGUACAUAACAUUCCUUCUUCAUAUGUGUGGGUUGUAUAUUCACACAUAUGCAUGUGAGCUUAAUAUGUAUCUCUUAUCCAAAGACUAGCCAACCUCAGGCCAAGUCAAAAUAUGGCUGUUUGUCUCUCUUCCUCCUGUGAAAAAAAUUAGCUGUAUGUGCUGCAGACCUAAAAUUCUGUAACCACAAUGCUAAUGAAAUCUGUGGAAAACAUUUAGAGCGAGCAUUUAUCCUUGCCUGUAAUUGAUUCUAGAAAUUUCUCAACAUUAUACAUGCAUUGUUGUAGAUAAAAAUAGAAAUAUAAUUUUAGUUACUGGGAUAAAUGAGCUAUGAUUUUAGAUUGGGAAGUAAAAGUCUGAUAGAAAUGUACUAAAAUAAAAUAAUUAUAUGAGUGCCUCAUAAUGAAUGCACUUUGACCUCUCCUCACCUGCUUUACUUAGUGUAUGUGAAAUACCAGGCUUUGGCCAUGUUCAUAUGGUAGUGUACAGAAUUAGCACAAAUGAAUAAAAGUAUAUAUAAGGCUGCUAAAAAUGGAGAACAGGAUCUAAUUAGUUCCAAUAUAUAAAUUAAGCAUUUUGUAACUUAUUUUACUUCUACUUUGCAUGAAAAGCCACAUUUUAGUCAUAUUAAUAUACUCAGCCCAUGUAUUUGUUUUAAUUAGGUAUCAUUUAGUAUAUGUUUGUCUUUCUCCUUUAACUACUGAGAAGCAAGCUAGACAUUAUUGGAAGUAAUCUUGGGUGGGAUUGGCGGGGGGGGUAUUAUUGAUGCUGCUUUGUUUGUCUCAUUUUAACCAGGAUAUGUAUGCCAAACCCCUGAUUCACUAAGAACAGUGUGAUAUAAAAUGAUUGCUACAAUUCUGUAUGCAUUUAAAUCCCAUGAAAAUUUGGACAUAUUUCUAAGUAGACCUGUACAACAUUGUCCUGUAAGUCUCCUUGCACCCCAAGAACUUGUUUGUUCAAGACAUAUUCCUCUUAUUGUCCUUGAAGAUCCAGUAGAAUUUUAUAGACCCACAGCAUGAAAGGAGUUUUGUUAGUGAGGCAAUUUUGGAACAGUUCACAAGAGAGAGUUCACUGACAUCUUCAUGGUAAAUCUCAUUUCAGAUAAGAGGUAUUUUGUUUUAUCUCUUAACCUUCAUAAUGUAAGACCAAAAUCCAUUCAACCUGUAUCUUAAAUUGAUUACUGAGAAAUCAGGGAGGCAUUGUCUGAUCUUAAAGCAUACUAUAACCAUUGUUGAUUUGCUUAUCACAGCCUGGGCUAACUGUUCCUAGUCAUACUGUAUUGCAAAUGGGUUAUUUUUUAGAGCACACACAAAGGCUGCUUAAGAGAAAUCAAGACUAAACUUUUGGAAUUUUUGUGGUGGACCAAAAGGAUUUACAAACUCUGUCUUAUAGUAUAGUGAAUAGUAUUAGUACAGUAAAUUUGCUUAUAUUGAUUUGAGAGGGUCGCUGUGAGAUUUAUUUGAGUUUAGAACUAUGGCCUUUAAAAAAAAAAAACCAUUUACAAUGGUUCAGUCUCAAAAUAAUGGGUAUAGAUGCAAAAAUAAAUUCAUUUUGGAGUAGGUCCUAUUCAUCUCUAUGAGACUUAUUCUUAAGUGAUCAUGGAUAGAAGUGAGCUCUAUAAGGAUGUGAAACUGGUACAUCAGGAUGUACUUAUAUUGUAAUUUAAUACCAAUAUAUUAGCAAGGACUUCUGCUAGUCCAUGGGUAUUUAUAAUUGAUUGGCAUUGAAGGAAAAUAUUUUAAUAUUUAGACUUCAAUAAAAGUUUUGAUUAACUCAAGUUAUAAACAUAUAACUGCCAUUACUUGCCAUUACGUGCUUUCUGUUGGGCUUAGUGGAACUAAACCUAUACUUAGCAGGUCUAAGCUUUAUCAAAUGUAGGAUAUUGUCCCUGGGAACAAGAAUAAAGGGUUGCUCUUUGCAUUUUUAGCAGUAACAUUAAAACAUGAUUGAAAUAAAAUGAGUAGACUGGUUUGUAGUUUAAAAUGAUUGGCCUAUAAUGAAAACAUGCCCUUCAGAUGAAAUUCAAUUCUGUUUUGUACCAUAUAAAAUUUUUAUUCUGUGGUGAUCUGUUUGAUAUAAUUUUCUUAAUAAUUUUGUGUACUUUCUCCUCUUAUCCUCCCAAACAUUUUUUUCUUAAGUGGAGAAGGUGUUUUAUUAAGUUAUGGCACUGAGUCGAAUAUUCUGGUACUAGCUAAAUAAAGUCUGUCCAGUGUAUUGCUUUGUCUUUCAGAACUUGAUUAAUGUUUGUUACGUUGUUUAGAGCCAUGGUUUUGUGAUUGUGUUUGACUUUUACAAAGUUAUUUCAUUAAAGAUUUUCAUCAUUUU
Python bivittatus (Burmese python) is the source of this 6563-nucleotide messenger RNA. RefSeq names its product transmembrane p24 trafficking protein family member 8 (gene TMED8). The record is from RefSeq and is a predicted model, not a curated record. Lineage: Eukaryota; Metazoa; Chordata; Lepidosauria; Squamata; Pythonidae.